GACCUGUGGUAGGUAGACUAUAUUAACCUGUGGUAGGUGGACUAUACUGACCUGUGGUAGGUAGACUGUGUAAAAGCGUAGUGUAUAAUGGAAGUACCGAAACACCUUGAUGUAGUGGAGGCCAUGCAAGAAGAUGAGGACAUUUAGCUAGCAUGGAAGAAAUUAGAGUAAAACCUGCAAAUGUAAACCAGAGAAACAACGCACUACCCUCCCCUGUGGCCAAUACAAAACCCUUCAAAAAUCAAUAACAAAAAGUUUGACAACCCACCGCUAUUUUGGGGCCCCUCAGUAUAUUGCGAUCUGUAGGAUCACAUUAGUGAAGGGAAUUAAGAAAUGUAUUAAAAUGUUGGAAAUGAACGAUGGAAUUAAACGAUUAACUAUGCAAAUGAGUGAAAGCAGUGUGCAUUAAGAAAAUAGAAGCCUGGCUCAAAUAGAAGCCUGUCUGUAAUAAAGCCCCUGUUGUUUCUAAGUGAUUUACCGGUAGGCAAAUAAACACCUAGGCUAAUUGAAGAUUUACGGUAGGCCAGGCUUCACAAGCUAUAGUAGCAUGGCACACCUUGAUCUGUUGUCUCUUGAUCUGUCCCUUAGCCUGGCUUAAUUCUGACACCAUUGUGUUGCGUGACUGUUUCAGUGGUACUGGGUCAGGAUGGCUGGAGUGUGACAUACACCACUCAGAGUAUCUGUACCUUGAAGGGGUCAACGGUGGAGCUGACCUGCUCUUACACAUAUCCCAGAGGUACAGUCACAUCAACCUACUGGUUCACUAAAAUGGAGACUGGUGUUGAACCUGAAGAUCUAGGUCAGGACCCAGUGUAUGCAGGUCGUCUGGAGUAUCAUGGGGAUAAGAAGAAUGGUCACACACUGAGAAUCACAGACUUGAGAGAGAGAGAGAGACUCUGCUGAGUACAAGUUCAGAUUUAUAACAGAUCAGACUGGAGGGAAAUAUAUUGGCAGUCCUGGAGUCAGUCUGUCUGUCACAGGUCUUCAGGUAAGGUGACUGGUGGACAUCAGGAUAAGACACUGACCUGUAUCACCACCUGUACUCUGACUGACAACCCCACCUACAUCUGGUACAAGAACGGACACAAAGUAAAGGAGGACACUUCCAGCCUGUACUCAGACUCCUUUAGUGAUGCAGACAGUUACUCCUGUGCUGUAAAAGGCCAUGAGGACCUUCACUCUCCUGCAGUGUGUCAGAAGUGUUGGAGUGUGACUUACACCCAUCAGAAUAUCUGUGCCUUGAAGGGGUCAACAGUGAACAUAUCCUGCUCUUACACAUAUCCCAGUAAUCAUGAGAUCAAAGCAGCUUUCUGGUUUACUAAACGGGAGUCUUACCUUGGGGAUAAGGAGAGUGACUGUACCCUGAGAAUCACAGAUCUGAGAUUGCGUGACUCUGCUGGGUACAUGUUCAGAUUCAUAAUAUCUGGAGAAAAGUUCUCUGGCUCACCUGUCUCCCUGACUGUCACAGAUGUUGUGUUGGAGAUGGAUCCUACAUCUGUGUCAGAGAGGGAGAAUGUGACACUGACAUGUAGAACCAACUGUACACUGGACCCCAUCACAGUCUACAGUUGGUUUAAGAAUGGACAGCCUAUACCAAACAGCAACACCUCCUCUCCUGUCUACAUCCUAUUCUCAGUCAGCAGUGAGGAUACAGGCAGAUUCUCCUGUGCUGUAGAAGGACAUGAGGAUCUCCCCUCUGCUGAAGAGACUCUCACUGUCAGAUAUGGCCCAAAGGACACCUCAGUGUCAGUCAGUCCCUCUGGUGAAAUAGUGGAGGGCAGUUCAGUGAAUCUGACCUGCAGCAGUGAUGCCAACCCACCUGUGGAAAACUACACCUGGUACAAGAGGAAUGUAACCUCACCAAAAGCAUCAGGACAGAGUUACACCAUCCAUAACGUCAGCUCUGAGGACAGAGAGGGAUACUACUGUGAGGCUCUGAACAUUAUAGGGAGAGAGACUAUCCCUGUCCAUAUUAAUGUUAUAUCAGUGUUUUCCUGGGUUCCUGUGAUGGGGGUGGGGGCUGUCCUGACUGCUGGAGCUCUGCUACUCACCAUCUACUGCUAUAUGAAGAGAUUCAGGGACUCCCCUGUGACACAGCCCCUCAGAUAGAUGCUGAGCCCUCCGAUUAUGAGAACUGGAGCGAACCACCAAAGAACCUGGAAAGUGACACAGACCCUCAGAUAGAUGUUGAGCCCUCCGAUUAUGAGAACUGGAGCGAACCACCAAAGAUCCUGGAAAGUGACACAUAUCCUCGGAUAGAUGCUGAGCCCUCCGAUUAUGAGAACUGGAGCGAACCACCACAUAACCUGGACUGAAGAGAACCACCACAGAACCUGGAUUGAAGAGAACCACCACAGUACCUGGACUGAAGAGAACCACCACAG
Oncorhynchus mykiss (rainbow trout) is the source of this 2384-nucleotide messenger RNA. The record is from RefSeq and is a predicted model, not a curated record. Lineage: Eukaryota; Metazoa; Chordata; Actinopteri; Salmoniformes; Salmonidae.